CGUGCGCACUCGGUCACAAGAGGGCACGGCUCAGUCUGUACUCCAGCCGCGGGGGCCGGGAGGGGCGGGGUUUACCAGCCCUACCAAGGUUCACUCUUGCGCAGAGUCCAGAAGUCGGCAAACCUUCCGCGAUGAACGGCAUGAAGCGAAGUGCGGCGGAGGUCUUAAAGGCCAUGGCCAAUUCUAAGUGCUUUGAUAGAGUUUUGGAAAAGGUGACCUUUGUCUCUUCUGCUCCUGAGAAAUUGGUUUGUGAAAUGAAAGUAGAAGAACAGCAUACCAAUAAAAUGGGCACUCUCCACGGUGGUUUCACUGCCACGUUAAUAGAUAACAUAUCAACAUUGCUUCUGCUAUGCUCGGAAAGGGGAGUAACUGGAGUCAGUGUCGAUAUGAACAUAACGUACAUGUCACCUGCUAAACUAGGAGAAGAUAUAGUUAUUACAGCACAUAUUCUGAAGCAAGGAAAAACACUUGCGUUUGCCUCUGUGGAUCUGACCAAUAAGGCCACGGGAAAAUUAAUAGCACAAGGCAGACACACAAAGCACCUGGGAAACUGAGAGAACAGCAACCCAACAAUGAAUAUCAAGUGUAAAUCUAACUUGAACAAAUGUAAUUUUCAAAAUAAAUUCGCACAACCAGAA
This is a messenger RNA of Cynocephalus volans (Philippine flying lemur), 638 nucleotides long. RefSeq names its product acyl-CoA thioesterase 13 (gene ACOT13). The transcript is spliced from 3 exons. Gene Ontology annotation, molecular function: fatty acyl-CoA hydrolase activity. The record is from RefSeq and is a predicted model, not a curated record. The coding region runs from base 132 to 554 and encodes 140 amino acids. Lineage: Eukaryota; Metazoa; Chordata; Mammalia; Dermoptera; Cynocephalidae.